AUGGCUUCCAUAGAUGUGACCGAAAUUCUAAAGGGAGCUACCGCCCCGUCUGAGCCUCCUAUAAAACGUUAUCGCCCUGCCGCCUCCGAAACAGAGCAAAAUUUGCCAAGCACGAUUGCUUCGACAAACCCACAAGAUAUUCUUGCCGCACUCGAACAACAUGCUGCCCAAGCUGUUACCGUGGAUGAAGCGCACAUCAGGAAAAUCACUCUGCAGUUAGAAAGAAAGACUUUGAAGAAUAGGGAAAUGCGUACUAAGCAUGCAGAUGAUCCUAAAAAGUUCAUGGAUUCGGAAGUAGAGUUGGAUACCGCAAUACAGGAAAUGCAUGUACUCGCAACACAACCAGAUCUUUAUCAUUGUUUUGUGGAAGCCGGAGGGCCAUCUCUCAUGUUGACGCUACUCAGUCAUGAGAAUUCAGACAUCCUCGCUGCUACCGUUAACUUACUUCAGGAACUAACUGACGUUGACAUUUUAAACGAGGGUGAAGCAGGUGCAGCUCAAUUGAUUGAGAGUCUAGCAUCAGGCCGAAUUAUUGAGUCAUUCCUUACGGCUUUUGAAAAGUUGGAUGAGAAGGUGAAAGAUGAUGCUGACGCAAUCCACAAUGCUCUAAGUGUAGUGGAAAAUAUGAUUGACUUCCGGCCAGAAACAGCUGAAGACUGCGUAAAUCAGAAUCUAUUUUUAUGGUUGUUACGGAGAGCAUGUCAGAAAGGACAGUUUGAUGCCAACAAGAUGUACGCUAGUGAGUUGAUCGCACUUCUACUCCAGUUGUCCGAAGCGGCAAAGCGAAAACUUACUGAAAAAGUCGAUGGUAUUGACAUGCUUCUUCGCGCUCUUGCCGCAUACAAGCGACACGAUCCCGAAAACUUGGAUGAACGGGAACAUAUGGAAAACUUAUUUGAUGCGUUGUGCGCUGCCCUUAUGCUGCCAGCAAAUAGAGGCAAAUUUCUGGACGGAGAAGGCUUACAGCUCAUGAAUUUGAUGCUUAGAGAAAGGAAGCAGUCUAGGGAGAGCGCAUUGAAGGUACUCGAUCAUGCCACCACAGGUCCAGAGGGCAAAGAGAAUUGUAACAAAUUCGUGGAAAUCUUAGGAUUGCGAACGCUUUUUCCUCUCUAUAUGCGUACUCCAUCAAAGGUGAAGAGGAAGGACACCACGCCUGACGAACAUGAGGAGCAUGUCUGCGCUAUCCUUGCGUCGUUGCUUCGUUCUUGUGGAGAUACUGCUCGCCAACGAAUGAUGGGUAAAUUCGUUGAGCAUGAACACGAGAAAGUUGAUCGGGCGAUCGAGUUGUUCAUUAAGUAUAAGUAA
This is a messenger RNA of Haemonchus placei, 1305 nucleotides long. The record is from the annotation of a GenBank genome assembly. Lineage: Eukaryota; Metazoa; Nematoda; Chromadorea; Rhabditida; Trichostrongylidae.